AUGGCCCUCUCAGAUUUCUAUGCUUCUCAUGCUAACUACAAAACUAGGCUGGUCUUGAAUGCUAGGGACUCCAACAGAAGUGUUGUAGAUGCAGCUGCCGCAGUUAUUGUUCUUUUGUUUUUCAUUGAGCGCAGCUGUAGAUCUAAUAGAGAAGUGAAAGUGAAAGCAAUCCUAGGACCAGGGACUUCAAUGCAAGCAGGCUUUCUUAUUAACCUCGGAGACCAAGUUCAUGUGCCCAUUAUAUCAUUUUCCGCAACAAGCCCUUCUCUUAAUGCAGUCCAUAGCUCCUACUUUUUUCAAUUUGCACAAAAUGACUCAUCCCAAGUGAAAGCCUUAAGUUCUAUUGUAAAAGCUUUUGGAUGGACACAAGUUGUGCCUGUCUACGUUGACAAUGAGUUUGGGGAGGGUGUCAUACCCUUUCUAACUGAUGCCCUGGAAGAGGUUGAUGCCCGUGUCCCCUAUCGGAGUGCGAUUUCCCUGUCAGCCACUGACGGGCAAAUUAUUGAAGAGCUUUACAAGUUAAUGGAAAUGCAAACUAGAGUCUUCAUUGUCCACAUGAGGACGGAUCUAUCCUCUAGGUUAUUUGCAAAGGCUAGAGAGAUUGGAAUGAUGACCGAAGGCUAUGUUUGGCUCACUACUAAUGGGAUACCUAAUGAAUUAAGGUCUCUAAAUUCUUCAGUCAUCAGUUCCAUGCAAGGUGUAUUGGGCAUACAAACUUAUGUUCCACAAACAACAAAGCUUGAAGAAUUCAUGUCACGGUGGAAACGACAAUUCCAACAAGACAAUCCAACCAUAAUCGAUGCUCAAUUGCAUGUUUUUGGACUUUGGGCUUAUGAUUCUGCUUUUGCACUGGCUAUGGCAGUUGAAGAAGUUGGGACUGCAAGCUUUGAGGUGUCUCAAUACAGUCGAAAACUUUCCCAUGCCUUAUCUAGUAUGAGAUUUAAAGGUAUUGCUGGAGAUUUCAGCCUUGUUGAUGGGCAACUUCAGUCAUCAACUUUUCAGAUAGUUAAUGUCAAUGGUGGUGGAACAAAACUGGUUGGAUUUUGGACACCAGAAAAUGGACUGAUGAACAAAUUGAAUUCAACAAACACAAGCUUUUCUUCAACUUCCAACAAGGGCAAUCUUGCACCUAUUAUGUGGCCAGGAGAUUCUCUCACUGCUCCAAAGGGAUGGCAGAUCCCAGCAAACGGCAAGAAGUUGAGAAUAGGAGUUCCUGUCAAGGUUGGUUUUACAGAGUUUGUUAAGAUCACGAAGGAUCCAAGCACCAACGCAAUUGAUGUCACUGGCUUCACUAUAGAUGUCUUUAAGGCUGCAGUGGAAGUUUUGCCAUACCCUCUUCCUUAUGAGUUCAUUCCCUUUGCAAAGCCUGAUGGUACAAGCGCUGGCACUUAUAGUGAUUUGUGCUAUCAAGUAUAUCUUGGGAAAUAUGAUGCUGUGGUGGGAGAUACAACAAUUAGAGCAGAUAGGUCCUUGUAUGUAGACUUCACAAUGCCAUACACGGAAUGCGGUGUAGCAAUGGCUGUGCCAGUCAUAGACGUCAGGAGCAAAAAUGCUUGGGUUUUCUUGAAGCCUUGA
Molecule: messenger RNA, 1575 nt
Organism: Prunus armeniaca (apricot)
Lineage: Eukaryota; Viridiplantae; Streptophyta; Magnoliopsida; Rosales; Rosaceae
Source: the annotation of a GenBank genome assembly